AUGCGGAUCGCCUGUCUUCAGUUUGCGCCGCAGGUCGGAGACGUGGACAACAAUCUCAACCGUGCGGAUGCGAUUUUAAGCCGGGUUGAUCCUGAGGCCCUUGACGUAUUGGUCUUGCCGGAGCUGGCUUUUUCUGGAUACAACUUCAAGUCGCUCGGCGAGAUAUCGCAGUUCCUCGAACCGUCAGGGUCGGGCAUCAGCUCGCUGUGGUCUCGUACAACCGCCCUGAAAUACGACUGCACUGUGAUAACUGGCUAUCCUGAAAAAGUUGACCCGACUCUAAAAUGGCCAACAAACCCAGAGUAUUACAACGCUGCUAUCGUCGUGAAUGGCGAGGGGGAGACUGCGGCCAACUACCGGAAGACUCAUCUUUACUAUACGGAUGAGACGUGGGCAUUGGAAGGACCCGCGGGGUUCUUUGGUCAGAGAUUGGAAGGUCUAGGACGGACUGCGAUUGGAAUUUGCAUGGAUCUCAACCCCUACAAAUUUGAAGCACCGUGGGAUGAGUUUGAAUUUGCGCACCAUGUCUUGGAUUGCGGCGCUCGGCUUGUCAUCGUGUCGAUGGCUUGGAUCACAAAUGAUGAUCCGCGUCAGUUCAGUCGCAUGCCUCAAGAACCGGACAUGAACACUCUUCUUUAUUGGGUCUCAAGGCUGGAACCAAUCAUUAGAGCGGAGUCGACGGAGGAAGUCAUUGUCGUUUUUGCAAACCGCACUGGCGUGGAAGGUGAAGUCACAUAUGCGGGCACCAGCGCUGUUAUUGGUAUCAAAUCUGGCGAAGUCCGGGUCUAUGGUAUUCUUGGUCGAGGCGACAAGGAGCUCCUGGUUGUCGAUACAGAUUCCGCCCCCUAUGCCAAGCUCUUGUAUCGACCAAGAGAGAAUGGGUUUGAAGUUCAGGCUGCGGAUUCUGAGGAGUAUGACCACCGGCAGGAGUAUGAGAUCAACCGUGGCCAACGGUCCCAGCAUCAACGGGGGUCUGAGACCAUCUCACCUGAGCAACAGUGGCCUGGAAGUGAGUCCGACGCGACCCAGGGGAAAGGAGCGACUGCAAAAUACCGCAGAAACGACUUAUCUGUGCAAGUUCAUGCAAGUUCAUCCUCCAAACGAGGAUCUGAAAUGGCGCACAUUCACACGCCAACUGCACCAAGCCCAACACCACAGUCCCUACGUCCAAAGCUCUUGGUUUCGACGAAUCACCCUGACAGUCAUAGAUUUCUGAACGGACCUUCACCAGCGUCACUGUAUGCGACCGGCACUAAUAGGGCGCCGUUUCAAAUUCUAGGUGGUGGAGUUCGUUUCCACGGCUCAAAUGCACACGCUGGAAUAUCUCCCUUGGCGCCGUCUGAGUCUCGAUUCUCCGAAUCAUCUUACGAAUCCUCGCGACUUCACUGGGCACCUGUGCAGCAGUCUUCAGCAGUACAGGAUUCACGGUGGACCCCUCCAGAUGAUGCAGAUGACUUGAUAGUAUCUGACGGCUCACCAAUUACGCAUAACGAGAACCGACAUAGCAUCAGAUCGGAUGUUUCUGUGUGGAACAACCAACCUGGUCGUCCGCCAAGUAUCUCCAAUCAACUUCUCAGUCAUCCUACUCCUCCUCCCGAGACUCGUCAUCGACGAGUGCGUCGUGAUGCCCCAGAGCGAGAGCCACCCGCACACCACAUCGCGGAUAUCCCGACCAGGGAGUCAUUUCAAAUCCGCCCCUCAUCUCCAAAGUCUCGACACGCCAGUAGAUCACGCGGGCUUGAGAGAUCAAAUUCCGCCGCCGCAGGGACAAAUGACUUGGAAGAUGUCUGCCAGAGACUAGAAGACAUGGCCAUGUUUACGGAGUCGACUCAAAGCCAUAGGGUCACUAGAGACCGCUCAAACUCUACGUCUGGGUAUCAGGCUUCGAGAAGCCGCAGCCGGAGCAGGAAACCCACGCCUCGUGUGCAAGACAGGUACUAUGAUAGGAGUGCGAUGACUGCUUCGAUACCCAUAGCGUUUGGACUGGAUAUUGCCGAUCCCGUGGAUGUGAGGCGUUCGAGCGGCUCGGGUGGCCAGCAGCGGACACAUGCGGCAACUCAUGAUCCCCCAAUUCUUCGGCCAGCUUCAAGAAGUCGCAUAAGACAAAGGAGUACCUCAAAAGGGAGAAUUGGUGACCGUCCCCCAUCCAGAAACGCCUUUAUGCAGCGCGAGAUUCGGUCAAACACUCCCGCCAACUUUGUGGAUAGGGCAGUGAGCCGUGGUCGUCAGAGAGAAAUUCGACCAGCAACGGAUCAACAAUUGCCAACACCAGGGAGUCACGAACGGCGGAGAAGCGAAAAUAACAGUCAAGGGCCUCCUCCUGAUCCCGUGGACUUAUCUCAGUUCACACUUAUUGAGGAGUAUCCUGCACCAAACUGUCCCGUCCAUGGUUCCCGAUCCCGCUCAGGAACAGGGCAAAGAGACCCCUCAGGGAACCGGCCGGCAACUACAAACCCGACUCGACCUCCUGCCCACCGAGAGAGAGUAGGAAGAAGGUCUACGCAGGUUACGCCGCGGCCGGCAAGUAGGAAGGAUACUCCCGAGGUUGCUACACGGUCACCCAAACCCCCCCGAGAUUCACCAAAGCCAAGCCCGCAGACUUCCAAACAGACUUCCAAAACGCCAAAACCUUCAACGACCACGUCCACCAGGUCAAAGCUACGCAAUACUGUUCACAAGACCUCCGACGUUGUCGAGACUGUCGUAACUUCUGAACAACUAGACCUCAAAUCACCGCAAGGUCCAAAAACCCCGAAGGCGAUGGUUCUCGUCAACGACGGCAAACCAGACUCACGAGACAUCAGCGCUGCGUUGCAAUACGUGAAGCAGUCACUUGGGAAGCCUGUAGACAGGCCCAGGAGCGCAAUUUGGUGA
Messenger RNA from Pochonia chlamydosporia 170, 2874 nucleotides. Its product is annotated as protein amidase. Gene Ontology annotation, molecular function: protein-N-terminal asparagine amidohydrolase activity; protein-N-terminal glutamine amidohydrolase activity. Lineage: Eukaryota; Fungi; Ascomycota; Sordariomycetes; Hypocreales; Clavicipitaceae. The transcript is spliced from 3 exons. The record is from RefSeq and is a predicted model, not a curated record. The coding region runs from base 1 to 2874 and encodes 957 amino acids. Gene Ontology annotation, biological process: protein catabolic process.